This is a messenger RNA of Onychostoma macrolepis, 7993 nucleotides long. It is a transcript of the gene pax10, whose product is annotated as paired box 10. The record is from RefSeq and is a predicted model, not a curated record. Gene Ontology annotation, molecular function: DNA-binding transcription factor activity, RNA polymerase II-specific; RNA polymerase II cis-regulatory region sequence-specific DNA binding. The coding region runs from base 5458 to 6288 and encodes 276 amino acids. The transcript has 9 exons. Gene Ontology annotation, biological process: anatomical structure development; regulation of transcription by RNA polymerase II. Lineage: Eukaryota; Metazoa; Chordata; Actinopteri; Cypriniformes; Cyprinidae.
UUGUGUUAAUUGCGUUUGGACUGGAAAAUUAAUGGAAAUAAAUUACGUUAAAUGCAUGUUAAAUAACCUUAAUGUAACAUGCAAACUCUGUUUUAUUACGUUUUUAAGGCGCAAGUUAAUUUUUAGUUUUUAAGUCUAUUUAUACGCCUAAUAUAAAUAGUAAUAAUAAUAUCAAUGCUACUCAGAAAGUGUUAAGUGACGGUGUCGUUUUGUAAAUUAAAGGCCAACGGAUCAAAUCCUUUAGCAUUGUCAGAUUAAACAAGUUACAUGUCUCACACAUUGAAUAUUAGCAUGCAAGAUGUUUCUUUAAAACACGCUAGUAUAAUCCCUUUUAAAGAUUUAAUCCUUCCUUUUUAACUAAACAUUUGUCAUGCACUUUUCAGAAAGUUGAUAUCCAAAAUAGCAAUUUGUUUGUGGUCAGUUUGACAGGUAGCCUAUAUCAGGGAGAGCAUGUUUAAAAAUGUAAUAAAAUAUUGCAACUAAAGAUAACUGGCUAAAAUAUAGAGCAGCAGUGUGAACACAAGUCAAAAUGUUUUAAAUUCGAUUCAUGUUUUAUAUAGGCUACUGCAGUUUAUGUUGUCAAGUUGAAAUCUCGUUCAAAUUUACAUCAUACUUAUGCAUAUGACAGAUGUCAUACACUCCAAGUAUAUGUUAUCAGUUUAUAGUACAUUCCCUGCGAAUCAAGCCUAACCAUUGUUUUGCUAUUACCAGGCUGCCAGUAGAGCUAGGUCUAAGAAGUAAAGGUCUAAGAAGUACUAACUUGGUUAAUGAGCAGGCCUAGACAAACUCUGCAGAUUUUUACAUCCUUCCUCUGCUGUUUUUAGGGAAAAAUCUGUGUCAGUUCUGCAGAAUGAACAUGGUAAAAUGUGUUAAAUUGAGCAUAAUCAAAUUAAUAAAAAUAUUUAAUUAACAAACACACAAGGGGCGGCAUAAACUUUUGUACUGUUUGGGGUCAAUAAGAUUUUUAUUUUUUUUUUUUUUCUGAGGGGAAAAAAACAACAAUACACUUUUAUCUAGCAAGAAUGCAAUAAAUGUAUCAAAAGUGUCCGUAAAUAUUUUUAUUUAUUUAUUUAUUUAUUUUUAAAAAUAAAUGCUGAUCUUUUGAACAUUAAUGAAUUCUGAAAAAAAUUUAUCACUGUUUCCAUAAAAACAAAAUAGCACAAUGGAUCACGUUACUCUGACUGGAGUUAUGGCGGCUGAAAAUUAAUCUUAUUAUCAAAGGAAUACAUUACAUUUUAAAGAAUAUUAAAUGGAAAACAUUUAUUUUAAAAUGUUAAACUGUUUCAAAAAAUUCUUGCUUAUACUUUUAUCCCUUUUUUUUUUUAUCAAAUUAAUACAAAAAAAAAAAAACAUUUAAAAAACUGACCCCAAACUUUUAAUUAGUAAUGUAUGCAUAUAAGGGAGCUCAAAAUCUACAAAGUUUUCUGAAGAAUUUCUUGCAUCAAAAUUCCAUGUUAGCUUGCUUAUGAGACAAUGAAAUACUUAUAAUACAACGAACCUAUGGAUGCUAGGACCAAGGCCACGUAGUCGUGUCUACUUAUACCUCCCUCAACUUUGUCACCUCCCGAUUCCGUUGUUUCUCGUUCCCUCAUCCUCCCUCACAUCUUUUCGCACAACUUUUCACACCUGCCCUCUUUCUUUACCUCUUUGUCUCUCUUCAGACAUACACAGCGCUUCGUCCCUCGGUCCUCACCCCUUUUUCUCUCUCUGUGUGUGUAUGUGUGUGUCCCCUCUCUUCUCUCUCUUUGCCUGUGGCUGUGUGUCUAGUACCAUGGAGCAAUUGAAGGUGACAGGGCCAGAGAGAGAGGAGGGGAGAGGGAGGACGUGGCACUCUGUAGCCUGGGGGCACACAACAACACACAGAGAGAGAGAUGGGAAAGGAAAUGGGAGGGCAGAGACGACAAAAUAAGGAAGAAGACAAGUGCUCGCGAACCAAACGGAUGACACAGAGUGAUGGAGAGACUGUGGGCCUAAUGAAUUAUUUGUAAUUAAUGCAUUAACAUCAAUGCCUCUGCCGGAUUUUGGCGUCACACGCGGUGUAUCGAGUACAACACUUGCUCUUUUACCACAUAUAGGCCUACAUGCACUCUCAUACAUGUACACACAUUUUUUUAAGCGCUUGAUGUUAAUUUGUCCCGGCAUUGUUGCUAUGGUGACCUCUCUUCCCCCUCCCCCCCAGCAGAGAGAGAGAGGGUGACAGGGAUGAACUAACAAGACACUGAAAAAAUGUGCCCUGAAGGAGCGUACGCUCACACACCAGCACACAUAAUAAACACACACUCAACGUCACAUGUGUGCAACACUCUGACACUAAAUAUUAACAACGUUUUAUUACGAUCCCUUCUCAUUUGCUUCACUUUUGUAACUAUUUCAAAAAGUAACCCACACGGAGAAAGAUGCUCUUCAUCUUCCAUUGUGUUUCUGUUUAAAUCCUCUGUCUGUUUUCCGUGUCAUUGUCUUUUUCCGUGCAUCUUCUGAACGAGUGACAAAGAGGGAGACGUAGGUAUGGGGGGAGGAUGAGAGAGGAAGAGAGCGGAGGGUUUUGUCAACCGGAAAUAAAUAAAGCUGGCACCCUCCUUCUCCUCCGCCUCCUCUGUCUCUCUUUCUCGUGCCCUCCGUGUCCCCCUUCCUUGGUUUUUUUUCUACAAGGAUACAUCCAUGGCCUCGUUAUGUCUUCCUAUUUCUCUCUUUCUGUUUCAGUUCCUUCGCUAUCAUGCGUAUACCGCACGAAACUCCUUGUGAUUUGUUUGUGCCGUGACAGUGUCCAUUGACCUGAUGGUGCUUGUCGCAUUAAAGAGAUGGACCUCUAAAAAAUUUACAUUCUGUCAUCAUUUGCUCACCCUCGGGUCGUUCCCGACCUGAGUGAUGUCUGAAACACAAAGAAGAUGUUUAGCAGAAUGCUUGAGGUGCACUUUUCCAUACAAUGACUGGUGUGAAUGGGGACUAGGGGCUGUUAAGUCACCAAAAAGUAACAUAACAGUAGUCCUCAUUACUCCUGCAAUAUAUUCCAAGUCUUCUAAAGUAAUACAAUAGCUUUGAUGAGACCAAUAUCAUUUUGGAAGCUUGGCAGCUCAUUUAGACAUCGUUCACUUUCAUUUCAUAGAAAAGAGCAGUGUGAAUAUUCUGCUAAACUUUGCGUUCCACAGAAGAAAGAAAGUCAUACAGAUCUGGAAAGACGUAAGAGUAAAUAACCAAUGACAAAAUUAGCAUUUUUAGAUGAAUAUCCUUUUAAUAUUUGUGAAGAUCUACUCUGACUCCAUAAGUAAUCUCUGUUUAUUAACAGAAUACUUUCUGAAGACUUUGUAUAAUAUUUAUACCCAAUUUAAUAGCAGAAAAAAUAUCCAGUGGUUCUCAGCUCUUUUGUCCAAAUCAGUUUUCGAAAACAGUCUGUUGUAAUAAAAAUAAACAUGUUUUAGUGGGUUUUUCUAAGCUUUUCAAAUUAAGAUUUUGUUAAUAUAACUAACUUUUAAUAAUGUAAUAUAACAAGUCAUUGGGGCCACCUUUUAAGUUUGCUGAUGCCCCCUAGUGGGUCCUGGCCCUCUGGUUGAGAGUAUUUACAUAUCAGUACAAUAAAACAGCUUAUGAUUCUCUGAUUCUAGGUCUAAUACCCAAAAGGAGAAAUAAAAACCCCUUUGAUCCUUCUUCUUACUUUAAAAGUGAGCAUAAAGAGUCCUCGUAUUUAUUUGCCUAAAUUGAACCUUUCAUAUUAACUAGAAUCAAAAUUGUCAUGCUUGUAAAUAGUGUUGGCUGAGUCUCCUGUAUCAGACCUCCAAGUCUCUCUCUCUGUUUUUCUCUCUUAUUUUAACAUGUCACAGGCUCUUUGGUUUUUAAAGUUAAUCCAAUAAAAUAUGCAAAUAUAGCAUUGGGAUUGUCGCAAAGUGCAGUGGAGGGUAAACAUGCCGUAUAUACUCUGAUGUGUGUGUGUGUGUGUGUGUGUGUAGGAGAAGAGAGGCCCUUACACGCAAGUCUGAGAGCGUCUCCUCAUGUUUGCAUGUAAUCGUACUAGCGAGCAUGGAACGUGCAGAGAACAGAGUAAUGUGUGAAAUUUCUCUUCUCAUGAGGAUGGCAGUGUCUUGUUUUAAAAUUUAAGAAUAUAAUGGUCUGUUCAUUGAAAUUGUUUUGUCAGCACAACAGCUUAUAUGUUGUUGUGUGUGUGUGUGUGUGUGUGUGUGUGUGAAUGUGUGUUUUAUAUUAUUUAAACUGUGUUCUUUUAACCCUCAUGUUCUUUUUGGGGACUAUUAGGCCGUCUAAAAUUAUACUAAAAUUAUAGUUUAAUACUUAUGCUCACCAAGGCUGCAUUUAUUUGAUUUAAAAUACAGUAAAACAGCAAUAUUGUAAAAAAAAAACUAAACAAAAUUUUUUUUUAUUUACAAUUUAAAAUAACUGUUUUCUAUUUCAAUGUGUUUUAAAAAGUAAUUUAUUCCUGUGCUGGCAAAGCUGGAUUUUCAGCAUCAUUACUCCAGUCUUUAGUGUCACAUGAUCCUUCAGAAAUCAUUCUAAUAUACUGAUUUGCUGCUCAAAAAACCAUUUCUUAGUAUUAUAAAUGUUGAUAUUUUUGUGGAAACUGCAAUACAUUUUUUAAUCACUCUUUGACUGAUGUGAAGUAGCUUGAAAAUUUACAUAACGGGUCAAACAGAACAAAGUUGUUAGUCUCGUGUCUGAGAUGCAUUUGAAUAUUUUAUGAUAAAUCAGAGGGUUAAUGCUUCAUUUAUAUCAUUCAUAGGAACACAUUUGAAUUAAGUUAACUUUGAAAUGACUUCUCAUACAUUUGUGUUGAUCACAGCAGUGCAGGGGGUUAAACUAUCACUGACCGCUGGCCAUCAGAGCAGGUGCAUGAUCUGAAGCUGUCUCACAGCUCUUAGGUUAGCCAUUUUUGGAAGUUGUUAUCUACAAAAAGCAAAUUGCCUUUGUGAUACUUUAGAAAUAGCUUUACGUCUCCUCUUUUUCAGUCAUUUUUUUGCCUCUACCUCUCCCUCUCACUUCAUCACCCCUUUUCCUGGCAUUAAGUCCAGACCUGACACUGACACUGACUCUGUGUGUCAUCCCUCUCUCUCUCUUUCCCUCUCUCCCUCAUUGCUUCAAGGACCAGAGUGCCUGCAGAUGCAUUUCUCUGUAGCCCACUACCCCUCCCUCGCCUCCUCUCUUUCGCCCUGUCUAACUCUCUCCAUCUUUCUCUCGCUUUCCUCUCCUCCCAUGCUCUCUCUCUCUCUCUCUCUCUCUCUCUCUCUCGAACACAGUCUAACAUUAACAAAGCAAGAGAACAGAGAGAAGGAGAGAGGGAUGAACAGAAAGUGAUAGAGACACUGAGCAAGUGUGGACCACUUUUACAAUUCAUUCAUCUACCAGUUCUAGAUCAUUCUUUGCCUUUGAGAGCCAUGGUUUACUCUCAAAACCAAUGGUUGGAGUGGUCUGGAUGAUAGAAGGAGAGGGUGAGUGUUUUCUCACAGGUGACAUUUGAUGUAUGACAAUCUGACCAUGCUGAACUUACAAAACGGCUCCAACUGGACUGGUCCAAACAACUGGUACCACCCGGCCGACACCAUCACUCCUCAACACGGAACAGAUGGUUGCGUGGAAGAUCUGAAUGUGCAGAUGGCCAGAGCAGGGGAAGGAGUGGUGCAGGGAGAGAGGGAUGAGGUGGACGAGUCGCAGCUACACCUGCAGCUAAAGAGGAAGCUGCAGAGGAACCGCACCAGCUUCACCCAGGAGCAGAUAGAUGCCCUGGAGAGAGAGUUUGAAAGGACUCAUUACCCAGAUGUCUUUGCUAGAGAGAGACUGGCUGCAAAGAUUGAUCUUCCAGAGGCCAGAAUUCAGGUAUGGUUCUCUAAUCGGAGAGCUAAGUGGAGAAGGGAGGAAAAGCUGAGAAACCAGAGGAGAUCAGGGGGCACCAGUUCCUGUUCUCAGACACAUACUCCCCUGAGCACAUCCUUUACCUCCCCUGUAUAUCACUCCCAUCACAGCAACAGCUCAGGUUCAAUGCACAGUCGGAGUGAUUCGUCUCUCUCAGGCUACAGCUCUCUGUCUGUCUUCUCCAGUAUGCAGUCUUUGCCCUCCCAGUCCACUCCAACUUACUCCUGCAUGUUGCCUCCUUCUCCUUCUGCCCUCCCCCCUCUUUCCCGUAAAUUUGACUCCUCAUCUUACACCUCUCCCCACCUCCCACCCCCACCCACGGCCAGCGCAAACACAGGAUUCUUUCCCGGGGUUUCCGCAGCAGGGCAGACUGCAGUUCAAGGCGGCGAUCAGGAGCUGGGACAAGGUCUGGGUCAGUACUGGACGAGACUGCAGUAAAAACACACCUUAUCAUUAUCAGACAAAACCAGCAGAGCUUCAAUCAGCAACUUUGAGCAAAUUAUUUAACAAAACGUGUGUCAGGAAACCCUACUUAUUUAGAUUAUGUACACAUCAGGGAGGCAGUCUAUGUAAGCCAUAAUAAAAUGUGGACCUCACAAACCUGCACAGACGGAAGAGAAAAUGGACUCCAGCCUUUUUGAUCUGCACAGUUACACUCUUAAAAAUAAAGGUGCUUAAUCAGUUCUUCACAGCGAUGCUAUAGAAGAACCAUUUUUGGUUCCACAAAGAACCGUUCAAUCAAAGAACCGUCUCUUUCUUACCAUUUUAUAAUCUGAAGAAGCUUCUUUCACCACAAAGAAACUUUUGUGAAACAGAAAGGUUCUUCAGAUCUUAAAGGUUCUUUAUGGAACCAUUUAGACAAAAAGGUUCUUCUAUGGCAUCGUGAAGCACCUUUAUUUUUAAGAGUGUGUAUAGGCCUACUCAGCACCGUGCUGGACAACAGCACAAACUAGUUUGGUUAACAUUCUCAGCUAUUGGAGUUAAAACAGUGCACAUCUAAAAAAAAAAAAAAAAAAAAGAAAAACUUGAGGCCAACACCUCGCCUCAUGUUGAUGCAACGAAAAUGUUGUUUAAUUGAUGUGCCACUUACAAUCAAUGUGAUAAACUGCAUGUGACCAAAAAUGAGGAUGUUUUAAAACUGCUUCUAUAGCUGCCGUUCAAAAGUUUGGGUUUGGCAAGAUAUUUUAAUGUUUCUUAUGCUUACCAAGGGUGCAUUUAUUGAUUGAAAAUACAGUAAAAAAUAAAUGCUGAAAUAUUUUUACAAUUUUAAAUAACUUAUAUUAUUAUUUAAAUGUGUUCAAUAUGUAUAUUUUAAAGUAUAUUAAUAAGAUUUAUUCCUGUGACAGCAAAGCUGAAUUUUCAGCAUCAUUGCUCCAGUCUUCAGGGUCACACGAUCCUACAGAAAUCAUUCUGAUAUGCUGAUUUGCUGCUCAAGAAACAUGUCUUAUUAUCAAUAUAAAAACACUUUUGCUGCUUAAUAUUUUUGUUAUAACCCUAACUGUGAUUCUUUGAUAAACAGAAAGUUCAAAAGAACAGCAUUUAUUUGAAAUAAAAAUCUUUUUAAUGUUAUAAAUGUCUAUACUGUCACUUUUGAUAAAUUUAAUGUGUCCUUGCCGAAUAAAAGUGUUAUUAUUAUUAUUAUUUAAAUCUUACUAACCCCAAACUUUUGAAUGGUAAUGUAGAUUGAUGGUAUUGACAAUGAUAGAUUUUGAGAAGUCUGUUAUGAGCCUAUCAGUUACCAGCCCAUCAUAAUACUGCACUGACGUGGAGAAAACAAUGACAAUCAAGCUUACAGACAAGCUAAGCAGUGACAAUCAAUCUAGUGCACAAAGUAGCUCAAAAGAAUCAAAACUAAAUGUAAAUUGCUGUAGCCAAUGACAAUCAAAAUACAGUUUUGCAAAAGGCUGCAAAGACAAUCAAACAUACAAACAUACCGACCAUGUGUAAUAUACUGAAGUUAAGUUAAUGAUUUAUUACUGUACAUUGUUAAAUGGACAUUAAUGUGAUUUGAUUAUUGCUUUAUUUCACCACUCUGUAACAUUCAUAGGUUUUUUCCUGUCAGAUCCCAUGAACUCACUGUAGAUUUGUAUGUUUGAAUGUGUGUGAAUAUGAAAGAGAGAGACAGCAAUAGAGAGAGAGUGAU